UCUAACAUCAAUCGCGAGAAAGACGUAGUCCUAAAUUUGACAUUACCCUUAAAACGUUUGCUGAAUGAAUUUGAGGCAAUGACGUCAUUUUGUGAGGAUAAGUCCGUUUGUAGAAGGGUUCGAGUGUUGGAAUAUUUUGGAGAAAAUUUAUCAUCUGACCAAUGUGAUAAGACGUGUGACAAUUGUCGGAGAAAGUCAUAUAGCGAAUCAAAUAUUCGUCAACAGAAAAAUAAACCAAAAAUCAAGCCAUAUAGACUGAAAGGCAUCGAACAUUAUAGAAACGAAUGGACAAUGGACAUAAUGAGAUCAGCUUGGCUCCGCAAGGGAGCACUGAAAGCUUAG
Molecule: messenger RNA, 342 nt
Organism: Paraglomus occultum
Lineage: Eukaryota; Fungi; Glomeromycota; Glomeromycetes; Paraglomerales; Paraglomeraceae
Source: the annotation of a GenBank genome assembly